UAAGGAGGUGUCUAUGUCUAUAAGGCAGCGUGCACCAUGUGCUUACCUUUUGGCUUGAAUGAGAGAUAAGGGACCUCAAUAAAAAGGAGUGAUCUUCCUUCCAUCAACAGCCUCAUCUCACGGAUCUUGCCCCUCUCUUCUCCCUCCCUGUCUCUGAGUUUCUGUCUCUGUUCCUCUCAUCCCACUUUUGUUAUUUUAACAAACACUUCUUCUUCAAUAUUGAUAUAUAAGGCCUAGAGAAUACAUAUUCAUUGCAAAUUCAGAGACUUGGUUGCAGCAUAUUCAGUAUAAAGGUUUCAGUUAUUACCCCAAAUGGCCUCUAAUUGGAAGAAGACCAUCACAACACCAUUCAAGAAAGCUUGCACUUUCAUUAACCAGCAAAAAACAAGGGAUCAGAAGAAGUCACAAACAGAGCAAGAGAGGGGUGUGAUGGAUCUUCAGGGUGAAGUGAUGGCAUGUGGCUAUGAAGAUGUUCAAGUUAUGUGGUCUAUCCUGGACAGGUCAAAAUCCACAAGCUGCAACAUGGCUUCUUCAAGCUGAACCUUUGAUUCCAGAUUUCAAACAAAACCGGUGCGGCAAUUAGCUAAAGUUUUUGGAUGCUAAUGUUGUUAGAGUAAAUCAUGGCUGGCUGCAUCAUACUUAAGUUUGAUGCAAUUAUGAUUGUAAUUAUGUUUGUAGGAGAAGAUAUUUAGGUGUUUGGUAAGGUUUGAAUGAUUGCCCCUUUUUCUUAGAAGAGGACGGUGGCAGUUUGAGAUUGUGAUUUAGAAUCCCCGUGAUUGAUGGAAAGAAAAUCAUGGCGAGAUUUUGUUAAAAGCUAGAUUCUUUUCGUGUC
This is a messenger RNA of Lotus japonicus, 832 nucleotides long. RefSeq lists its product as uncharacterized. Bases 313 to 540 code for a protein of 75 amino acids. Lineage: Eukaryota; Viridiplantae; Streptophyta; Magnoliopsida; Fabales; Fabaceae. The record is from RefSeq and is a predicted model, not a curated record. The transcript is spliced from 2 exons.